ACUUGUUGUUGGGGGCAGUUACAUAGCGCUGGAGUGUGCGGGUUUUCUGCAGCAGUUGGGGUACGAGGCGACGGUGGCGGUGCGGUCGGUGGUGCUGCGGGGCUUCGACCGGCAGUGCGCGGCGAAGGUGCAGCAGAACCUGGAGGAGAUCGGCGUCGAGUUUCUGGAAGGUUUCGUCGUGGAAAAGAUCCAAAAAGAGGAAUCUGGAGCUCUUUGGGAGGCGCGGGAGGCCGCGGGGGCUGCGGAGACCCCCGCAGCUGCAAAGAGCGCGAAAAAUGACCCCAAAAAGCUUUUGGUUUUUCUCAAAAACUCCCAAAACGGCUCUUCCCUCGCCCUCCGCUUCGACACGGUUCUCUACGCCACCGGCCGGGACGCAGACACCAAACUCCUCAACUUGGAGGCGUUGGGAAUAGAAACUGGCGAAAAGGGAAAAAUCAUUUGCGACAAAUUCGCCGCCACAAAAGUGCCAUCAAUAUUUGCAGUUGGAGAUUGCGUUAAAGACUUCCCCGAAUUGACCCCCGUGGCUAUCAAGGCCGGAGAGAUUUUGGCCAGAAGACUUUUCGGGGGCAGCUCAGAAGUUAUGGACUUUUCAAAUAUUCCCACAACUGUUUUUACCCCCGUGGAAUACGGCUGCGUCGGACUCACUGAAGAAGAAGCAAUUGCCAAGUACGGCGCAGAUCGUGUGGAAAUUUACUUAAGUGAAUUUAUGCCUUUGGAGACAGCAGCAGUUCAUCGGCAGCAAAAGCGGCGGAAGCAGCUGCAGCAGCAGCAGCAGCAGCAGCAGCAGCAGCAAGAGGAGGAGGAGUUCCUGGACUUGUCUCCGAUUUGUCUCUCCAAGCUCGUCUGCGUGCGGGAAGACCCGAGCAGCAGCAGCAGCAGCAGCAGCAGCAGCAGCAGCAGCAGCAGCAGCAGCAGCAGCAGCAGCAAAAAAGAGAUUGUUAAAGGAGUCCACUUCGUGGGCCCAAAUGCUGGAGAAGUUCUGCAGGGAAUGGCCCUGGCUGUCCGUUUGGGAGCAACGAAGGAGGACUUCGACAACACAGUGGGAAUUCACCCGACAAAUGCAGAAAGUUUUAUGCUGCUGCAAAUCACGAAACGAAGCGGCAAAGAUUGGGUUGCUGCUGGCGGCUGCGGCGGCGGCAAGUGCGGCUAG
Eimeria tenella is the source of this 1150-nucleotide messenger RNA. RefSeq names its product thioredoxin reductase, putative. Lineage: Eukaryota; Apicomplexa; Conoidasida; Eucoccidiorida; Eimeriidae. The annotation marks the transcript as partial. Gene Ontology annotation, molecular function: glutathione-disulfide reductase (NADPH) activity; flavin adenine dinucleotide binding. Gene Ontology annotation, cellular component: cytosol; mitochondrion. Gene Ontology annotation, biological process: glutathione metabolic process; cellular response to oxidative stress; cell redox homeostasis. The transcript has 7 exons. The record is from RefSeq and is a predicted model, not a curated record.